This is a messenger RNA of Brassica napus (rape), 1255 nucleotides long. Its product is annotated as mitochondrial outer membrane protein porin 2-like. Bases 106 to 936 code for a protein of 276 amino acids. The record is from RefSeq and is a predicted model, not a curated record. Gene Ontology annotation, molecular function: voltage-gated monoatomic anion channel activity. The transcript is spliced from 6 exons. Gene Ontology annotation, cellular component: mitochondrial outer membrane. NCBI's taxonomy places the organism in Eukaryota, Viridiplantae, Streptophyta, Magnoliopsida, Brassicales, Brassicaceae. Gene Ontology annotation, biological process: monoatomic anion transmembrane transport.
UUCAGUGUAUAUUUGACCUUGUGGAGUCUCUUCUCGGUCUCUCUCUCUCUCUCUCUAGCAACUUUAGUACCGAUCUCUCUCUCUAGGCUAGCUCUCGGAACAAGGAUGAAUAAGGGACCGGGACUAUUCGCCGACAUCGGCAAAAAAGCCAGAGAUCUAUUGACGAGAGAUUACAACACGGAUCAGAAGUUCAGUAUCUCCACUAACACUCUCUCCGGCUUCGUUCUUACUUCCACUGUCCUUAAGAAAGGAGUUGUCCACGCUGCUGAUGUUUCCACUCAAUACAAGUCCCGAAACGCUCUCUUCGACGUCAAGAUCGACACUGAUUCAAACGUCAUGACAACCAUCACAAUCACUGAGAUCCUCCCCUCUACGAAAGCCAUUGCUUCCUUCAAAGUCCCUGAUUACAACUCCAGCAAGCUUGAGGUUCAAUACUUCCAUGAUCACGCGACGGUUACAGCCACUGCAGCGUUGAAACAAAACCCUCUGGUUGAUCUAACAGCUACUCUUGGCUCCCCAACUAUCUCAUUCGGUGCCGAAGCUGGAUACGACACUACUUCUCGGUCUUUCACUAAGUACAACUUCGGUAUCAGUGUCACAAAGCCUGAUAAAUGUGCCUCCAUAAUACUUGGAGAUAAAGCAGAUUCGAUCAAAGCCUCUUAUCUUCAACACCUAGAUGAGUCCAAGAGGAGCGCUGCGGUGGGGGAGGUUUACAGGAAGUUCUCGACGAAUGAGAACGUGAUUACUGUUGGUGGGUUGUAUGCGGUUGAUCACUUGACGAGUGUGAAAGCUAAGUUGAAUAGUAACGGUAAGCUUGGUGCUCUUGUGCAGCAUGAGGUUCUGCCGAAGUCGAUUGUGACGAUCUCGGGGGAGAUUGAUACCAAGACGUUGGAGAAGUACCCGAGGUUUGGUCUCUCGCUUGCUCUUAAACCUUGAAGAAGAGAGCUUAGUAGCUACAAGUUUGCCAAGGACCUUUUUUGUUCUCUCUCGUAUGCCGUUGGUGGAGAGGCUUGAGUUUCGGUUUUGUAUUCAGUUAAAUAAUGAGUUGUGGGAAGGUAAAACUUCUCUUGGAAGAAUUAUUUUUCGCAUUUGUUGUUUUUUUAGGCUAUUCUUGAGCCUUGCUCAAUCAAACAAUCUUAGCAUUUUUUUUUCAAAGUUGAAGUCUCCUAUGUUUGUUUUGGGCACGUGAGACCCUGAUGGAAGAUCGAUGUGUAGAUGCCCAAACAGAAAGAUUAAAAACAGCAUUAUCAGUGCA